Molecule: messenger RNA, 6002 nt
Organism: Puntigrus tetrazona (Sumatra barb)
Lineage: Eukaryota; Metazoa; Chordata; Actinopteri; Cypriniformes; Cyprinidae
Product: NACHT, LRR and PYD domains-containing protein 3-like
Molecular function (GO): protein binding
Source: RefSeq, a predicted model, not a curated record
AAAUGGAUCCGACCGCCUCAGACCACUCAUUUGUGACAGAAUGCUACAUCAAACCAGGAUCCAGCAGCUUUUCACCUGAACCAUGGCCAGGGCAUAAAUCAACCACUCAAGAUGGAACUUGCUUGUGAAAUAUCACCCCGUUCCUUCCUGCUCCGCCCUGUAGGCUCUCUGCUCCGCACAGUAUGGCUGUAAUCCUCUGAUUCACAUGUCUUCGUCUAGUUUUAACUUGCUCUGUAAAAGUAAAAAGUUUCAGAGCUGUACAAUACAACACUGUUCAGAGGACGAAGAAGAAAGAUCCGCACAUGAUCUGAAAACUUCCGAUCAAGACCCAGCUAACUGGAGAAACGAGAAAUAUCUGCUUCAUCUUUAUUCAUGCCAUGAGUUGAAGGAUGAUGGCGUUUGUUAAAGAGCUGCUCGUGGAUUCACUGAAGGAGCUGGUACAAGCUGAACUGAAGGAGUUUCAUUGGCGCUUAAUGAAUGCAUAUCAUAAGCAUAUCUCAAAGUCUGAAAUGGAGAAGGCAGAUGUAUUAGACACAGUAGAUAAGAUGGUGGUGUGUUUUGGACCAGAUGAAGCUGUGAAGGUCACGGUAGACAUCCUGAGAAAGAUGAACCAAAAUGAUCUGGUUGAUCAGUUGGUGAAAGAACACAAACAAGCUCAGACUGGGGACAAUGUGAAUAUAUCUGUUGAGGUUGGAGAGCUGCAAAACUUUUUGGAAACUCACAAAACAAACAUGAAGGAGAAAACAGAAUAUAUUUUUGAGGGCAACAAAGACAAUGAAGCACAACUCAAGGCUGUUUACACUGAACUAUUCAUCACAGAGGGAGAUAUGAAAGAUGUUAAUCACGAACAUGAGAUUCUGAAGAUUGAUGAUGCCUUCAAGAACAAAAAAACACAGAACAAACCAAUCAGAUAUAAUGAUAUAUUUACUGAACUGAGGAAAAACAAUGACAAAAAGAUUGUGCUGACUAAAGGAGUCGCUGGAAUUGGAAAAACAGUCUCUGUGCACAAGUUCAUCCUGGACUGGGCAGAAGGAAAAUCUAACCAGGAUAUACACUGUGUGUUCCUGCUUUCAUUCAGAGAGAUUAACUUAAUGACAAAUGAAGAUUUCAGUCUUCAUGAGCUUCUGCUGGAAUUUUAUCCUGAACUGAAGGACUUGGAGAAAUCAAAGCUAUAUACAGAAUGUAAGCUAGCAUUUAUAUUUGAUGGACUUGACGAGAGUCGCCUGCCUCUAAAUUUUAAAAGUAGAUCACUGAACACUGUUGAGAAAAAAGCAUAUGUGGAUGUGCUCUUUACAAGUCUGGUCAAAGGGACUCUGCUUCCAUCAGCUCUUGUCUGGGUGACAUCACGACCAGCAGCAGCCAAUCAGAUUCCUCCACGGUAUGUGGGUUUAUUCACAGAAGUGCAAGGAUUCACUGACCAGCAGAAAGAGGAGUACUUCAGAAAGAGAUUCACAGAUGAGAGUCUGUCCACCAGAAUCAUUUCACACAUUAAGACGUCUCGUAGUCUCUACAUCAUGUGCCACGUUCCGGUGUUCUGCUGGAUUACAGCCACAGUACUUCAGGAUAUUCUCACUGAGAACAAUGAAGAGAACAUCAGCACAACACUCACUGAAAUGUACAUUCACUUCCUGCUGAUACAGACGGACAUGAAGAACCAGAAAUAUGAUGAACAAGAAGAAAGAGAAUGUAUAGAGUGCUUACAAUUAAAUAAAGAGAUUAUUUUAAAGUUAGCUAAAUUAGCAUUUGAACAACUAAAGAAGGAAAACAUUGUGUUCUAUAAGGAAGAUCUAAAAGCAUGUGAUAUUGAUGUGAGUAAAGACACUGAGCCCACAGGAAUGAUUGCUGAGAUCUUCAGAAGGGAACACAGACUUCAUGGAGCAAAGGUCUUCUGCUUUGUGCAUCUGAGUGUUCAAGAGUUUCUCGCUGCAUUGCAUGUGUUCAUCUGCUAUCUGAACAAAAACAUGCAGGAGCUUCAGUUUUUCUUUGAUGGGCCAGAAGAAAAUGUGACAUUAGAAAAGUUACUGCAGAAGGCCAUUGAUAAAGCCAUGGAGAGUCAGAUAGGACAUCUGGACCUGUUCCUGCGUUUUCUGAUGGGAAUUGCACUGGAAUCCAGUCAAAACCUGCUCAAAGGCCUGAUCACACAUGCUGAAGACACCACAAAGAUCAUCAUAAACAUAAGUGAAUACAUGAAAAAACAAAACGAGUACAUUAUUUCAGAUGAAGCUCUAGUAAACUUAUUGUACUGCUUACUUGAGCUCAAAGAUAACUCAUUAAAUGAAGAAAUCCAGAAAUACCUCAGUUCAGAUGAACAUCCAGGAAGAGAUCUCUCAUCUUCAAUGUGUACAGUGCUGACCAACAUACUGUUGAUGUCAGAGAAGGUGCUGGAUGAGUUCAACCCAAAGAGGUUCACAUCAGAACAAUCAGACUACAAGAGACUCAUUCCAGCUGUGAGAUGCUGCAGAAAAGCCCUAUUUGACGGCUGUGGUUUUGAUGAAACAUGCUGUGAAACUGUGUCUUCUGCUCUACAAUCAUCAAAUUCUCAUCUGAUAGAGCUGGACCUGAGCAGCAAUCACCUGCAGGAUUCAGGAGUGAAGCUGAUUUAUGAUGGACUGAAGAGUUCACACUGUCGACUGAACAUACUGAGGCUUUGUGGCUGUAGUCUCACUUCUCAGUCCUGUGAAAGAUUGUCAUUAUCCCUACAAUCAUCAAACUCUGUCCUGAGAGAGCUGGACCUGAGUAACAAUGACCUGCAGGACUCAGGAGUAAAGCUUCUGUAUGAUGGACUGAAGAGUCCAAACUCUAAGAUGGAGAUUUUAAGAUUUUCCACAUGUAAUCUCACUGCGCAGUCUUGUGGGAGUUUGUCAUCAGUUUUAGAAUCAUCAAACUCUGUCCUGAAAGAGCUGGACCUGAGUAACAAUGACUUGCAGGACUCAGGAGUAAAGCUUCUUUCUGAUGGACUGAAGAGUCCAAACUGUAAGCUGGAGAUACUGAGGUUUUCUGGCUGUAUGGUCACAGAGAAAGGCUGUUAUUAUGUGUCUUCAGCUUUGACUUCAAACCCCUCACAUCUGAAAGAGCUGGAUCUGAGCUACAAUCACCCGGGAGAUUCAGGAGUCAAGCUGCUCUCUGAAAAACUGGAGGGUCCACUGAACAAACUCAAAGUUGAUCAUGGAGGAGAAUCCAGGAUUACAGCAGGACUCAAGAAAUAUGCAUGUUUUCUCACACUGGAUCCAAACACAGCGCACACUGAUCUCCGUCUGUCUGAGGAGAACAGAAAGGUGACGUAUGUGCUUGAGUCUCAGUCAUAUCCUGAUCAUCCAGAGAGAUUUAAUGAUGUUUAUCAGGUGUUGUGUAGAGAGAGUGUGUGUGGACGCUGUUACUGGGAGAUCGAGUGGAGUGGAGGUGUGUCUAUAUCAGUGUCAUAUAAGAGCAUCAGCAGGAAGGGAGGUGAUGACUGUGUGUUUGGAAAUAAUGAUCAGUCCUGGAGUUUGGACUGCUCUCCUGACGGUUACUCAUACAGACACAAUAACAGAGAGAUUAAUUUCCCUGUACAGCCCAUCAUCAUCAUCAGAAGAAGAAGAUCAGGAGUGUCUGAUAAUAUCAGAAGAACAGGAGUGUAUGGUAAUAUCGCUAGAGUAGGAGUGUAUGUGGAUGAGAGCGCAGGAACUCUGUCCUUCUUCAGCGUCUCUGACACAAUGAGACUCAUCCACACAGUCCAGACCACAUUCACUCAGACACUCUGUCCUGGGUUUACCGUUUAUUAUGGAUCAUCUGUGAAACUGUGUUGAUGAAUCAGAAGAGACUGAUGAGAUUCUACCCAGAAUGCUUUGAGCUGUGUAAUGAAACAGUAAUGGUGAGAUAUUAUGAGCCUCUUCAUGACAUUAAUACCGCAGCACAAAAGUGAUAUAUAAAUAGAUAUAAAUGCCAAAAUAAAUGUGUCAGAGAUAAAAGGUUACUGUAAGUAACAAUGCUGGUAUCCAACUGCCAGUAAUUAAAUUAGAUUUACUUGACAGUAAUAGCUUUACUGUAUAUUACUAACAGUAUCAGUACAGUAGAGUUUAUUUUCAUUUAUUGAAAAAUGUUUUACCUGUAAAAAUAUAAAAAUAAACAAUUUUAAUUGUGGGACAGAACUGCAAACCAUCACAACCCCCCCAAAAUCACAACAACUCAUUCAUUUAAAUUAGACAGAGGUCCUGAAACACUGCCACACUCUCUAGCAUCAUUGUCUGCAGUAUCGCAAAGAUGCCCAUGGUGGUCUUCUCAGUGGCACUCUGUAAAAGAUCUUCCGUGUCCUAAAGAUGAAUAUGUAUUUAACAUGUGAACAAGAAAUAUGUACCUUACUAGUCAAAUCAUUUUUAGAAAAUGGCAGUGCUUACAGUGACCCCAAUCUACUAUCUUGUCCUAUUAAAAGGCAUAAUGCAAAUUAUUUUAAAGAAAGGACCAUCAUUUGUUAUUUUACAUUAUGUUUAACUUAACUACAAAAAUGCUGUUAUCCUUAUGAAAACUGUUUAUUCAAGAGUGCUAUUAGUAUACUUAUUUUAAACUUAAAAUAGGAAAGUAUACUCUUAGUUUACUUUUAUGUACAUCUCAGAAAUAUGCUUAAAAUUACAUAAGUAUACUUAACUUAUACUUAGUAUAUAAUAUAUUUAUUAUAUACUUUUUAUAUUUAUUUAUAUUUAUACUUUAUAUUAUAACUUCAUUACACAAUUUCCAAAACACAAGCAAGGAAGAAACAUUCUUCCAACAGCAUAAAACAGCAUCAAAACUCUGACUCUGACUGACAAAAAAAUGUUAUGGAAUAAAAUGUUGAUCCAUGAAGAGAAUAAUGACGGACAAACUUUGGGCUGUUGAUCGACUUCAUCUGCAUUUUGUUUAUCAUUAUGAAUCCAUUCCAUUCUAUUCCAUUUUUUAGCUUUUUGUUCAAAUAUUCGUAAAACAACAUAUAUACAAAUGAAUACCUAGAUGUAACCCGUAUUAACUGCCGUUAAUAUGGAUUUAAAUAAAGGCGUAAUCAACAUAGCUGAUGAAAAAUAGCGAUUGUCUCUUUAAGAAUGAGUGGCAGCAGUGAGUCAAGCCCCGCCUAUCUUUUCUUGGUAGAGCGCGCCAGAGAGAAAAUUCUCGAUUCUCUUAGAGUGGGAAGAGGCAGCUACAAGAAGGAUCUCCUAAUCCUUCUUUGUAAGUGACUUAAUUAGGGAAAAAUGACCAGAUAUUACAGAAAUCGUGAUUUCUGAAGCUGAAAUUCUAAUGUGAAGGAGCUGUCGUCGGAGAGCUAAGCGGACGAGACGAGAUUUACAGAACUGCAGAGUUAAAAAGUGCCACAAAAGAGCUCCUUGAAUAUAUUUAUUUAUCCCUUGGUGAGAUUGAUUUAAAUGUCUUGAUAAAACUUGAUAUCUGUAUCAGAAAAGUGCCGCUGAUUUAAUAGUUGAUUGUAAGAUAGAAGUAGACCACGUGAGCUGAAACUGACAUAAAAAAUAAUGAGAUUUAACUUAGUAUCAAAAGUUAUUCAAGUGCUAUAGUGUUUAAUAAGUUUUGGAGUGUCGAAUUAAUAUCGUAAAAAUUCAAUUUAACGCUGAAACUAUUGAAAGUUUAUUGUUUUGCCCUGCCCCUCCUCCCUCCCUUGUGAAAUCAGAGAUCCCUGACGAUUCUUGAUUCCCGUUUCAAGAUGAACGCCGUUUAAUACGAGGCGAGCCAUUUCUAUGUUGAACUGUUUUGAGCCUAUUGUGUUACAUACUAUAUAAUAAGAAAUCUGAACACUAUUGAUUUUUGUAAAAAAAUUAUUUUAUUUUCCUCUUUUAUUUUUCUCUGUGUAUUUGUGUACUCGAUCUGCUGAAUCCAUGCACCUGUGAAAUCCAAAAAGAGCAGUUGUUAUUACUUACUGUACUUCUACUAAUUGUUAAUUUUAAAUUUUCAAAUACAGAAAGUUAAACACAAAAAAUGACUUUGUGGAUUGUUCACUCACCUGUUGUGCUGUUCUCUUCUCUCCAGUAGCCGUGCCCUUCUUCUGA